UAACUCCGAUACACCUUAGCCCCCAGCGCAACACCAUCCAGCACGCAGACGGCCGCUCCCAACCCUGUCUCCAAUGGCGGCCACGCCCGCGGCGGCUAAGCUCGCGGCGGCCACCUCCUCCCUCCUCCGGCGCUCUCCCCUUCUGCGGCCGCACGGGCUCCGGGUCUCCCGCGACUUCGCUCCCCGAAGAUUUGCACGCCACAUUGCUUCAUCAACAAAUGAAGAGGCUGCUGCCAGAACAGCGGCAGCGACUGCUGAUACUGGAGGACCAACCAUUUUUGACAAGAUCAUUGCAAAGGAAAUCCCUUCAAGCAUUGUCUAUGAAGAUGAGAAGGUGUUGGCAUUUAGAGACAUUAAUCCACAAGCUCCGGUGCAUGUCCUAGUCAUCCCAAAACUACGAGAUGGGCUAACUGGACUUGACAAGGCUGAACCAAGGCAUGCUGACAUUCUGGGGCAGCUUCUUUACGCUGCGAAAGUAGUGGCCGAGAAGGAAGGCGUAGCAGAUGGAUUCCGCGUCGUCAUAAACAACGGAGCAGAAGGAUGUCAAUCAGUCUACCAUCUGCACGUGCAUGUACUCGGCGGAAGGCAGAUGAAAUGGCCGCCUGGUUAAGUUUAAGAGCAGCGUAUGCUUUUUUUUCUGCUUCUGUGUGAUCGACCAUAGUCUAUUGUUGAAUUACUUGUUGUCUGACCAUUUCUGUGAAGUGAAUGUUACUUGCCACCUGCUGGUUAUUAAACUGGGUUUUGCACAUA
Hordeum vulgare subsp. vulgare (domesticated barley) is the source of this 750-nucleotide messenger RNA. Its product is annotated as 14 kDa zinc-binding protein-like. Gene Ontology annotation, cellular component: cytoplasm. Gene Ontology annotation, molecular function: adenylylsulfatase activity. Bases 74 to 610 code for a protein of 178 amino acids. The record is from RefSeq and is a predicted model, not a curated record. The transcript is spliced from 6 exons. Lineage: Eukaryota; Viridiplantae; Streptophyta; Magnoliopsida; Poales; Poaceae. Gene Ontology annotation, biological process: purine ribonucleotide metabolic process; sulfur compound metabolic process.